This is a messenger RNA of Zophobas morio, 857 nucleotides long. RefSeq lists its product as uncharacterized. The record is from RefSeq and is a predicted model, not a curated record. Lineage: Eukaryota; Metazoa; Arthropoda; Insecta; Coleoptera; Tenebrionidae. Gene Ontology annotation, molecular function: transcription coregulator activity. Gene Ontology annotation, biological process: positive regulation of innate immune response; positive regulation of transcription by RNA polymerase II. Gene Ontology annotation, cellular component: chromatin; nucleus. The transcript is spliced from 4 exons. Bases 118 to 798 code for a protein of 226 amino acids.
ACUGUCUCAGUAUAUAUGACGAGACCCCCUGUCUUUGCAGCUGUGCUGGGCUUGAACCUGUUUGUCUAACUUUACUAAACUUGAGUUAGUAAGGUUCUUUCUACACUUUUAGUCGUGAUGUCUGUGGUAGCGCUCUCACAUAAAAGAAGUUAUGACUCUUUUUUUGAUGGUUUAUCUAGCUCUCCUACUGUAAGUAGUUGUCGCAUUCAAAAGAGAUGCAGACUUGCAGUUUCCCCACAAAAAAUUCUCUGCAAUGACACCAGAAGGCAUUUAAGUGCACUUGACGAUCAGCAACUAACACGCACCUUUAGCCGUUUUCCUCGAUAUAGUCUUGACGAUUAUGAAGCUUCCCCCAAUAAAGAAAAAAUUAGGGAAAAUGAAGAAAGCGACCAGUUAUCGAAUUUGACUAGUCGCGAAAAUAGCAGUGAAGCUAAUUUUACGAAUUGUAAUGGCACUCUUGUAGACAAUAAAAGUGGUAUCAAAUCCCGAGUGAACGAAACUUCCUUAUUUAGCCAGAGUGGCAAGGUCCAUCCUUGCAGUUCUUUAAACACAAACUUCAAAACGGCGCCAUUUAUUCGCCGAGCAAGCCUUAAAGACGACCCACAACUUCUGUUUACCCUCGACCAAGUUAAGAGUAUUAUAACAAAAGCGCUAGAAGAGAAAGAAAAAAGCUUAAGAGAAGAAUAUGAGCUUCGUCUUCAGGAACUACUUAUGGAACAGUACCAGGCUUUCGUCCGUCAUACUGAAGAAUUGAUUCAUCAAAAGUUAUCGAAGAGCACCUUUGACUAUAUGUGCUGAUGUUACCUUUCAGGACAAUGACAAGUGCUUUGACAAAUAUAUAAUAAAUAGCUGCACCC